Molecule: messenger RNA, 4875 nt
Organism: Arthroderma uncinatum
Lineage: Eukaryota; Fungi; Ascomycota; Eurotiomycetes; Onygenales; Arthrodermataceae
Exons: 9
Coding region: 1-4875 (1624 amino acids)
Biological process (GO): tRNA methylation
Cellular component (GO): cytosol
Source: RefSeq, a predicted model, not a curated record
AUGGCUACGAUGACUGGUCAGGGCCAGGAGUCUACCGAGAAGUCGUUGCCCGCCAGGAGUAAAUUGGACCUUGAUGAAUAUAUAUUCGCUGGCAAAGAUGGACCAAAAAUCGUACCCGAGUCAGAUCUAAGGGCACUUACUCAAGGGCCCCUGAAACGUCUGAUAUUAAACCCGGAGAACUACGAAAAGUCACUUUCGCUGUGGAAUUGCCUCUUCCACACGUUUGAGGAUACGCUUCUCCCCAUCCCACACGGGGCUGCAGCGUGCAAUGCCUUGUGCGCAUUUCUCGAGGCUGCGUUGACAACUGGAGACUCUGAGAUUUGCCAAUUUGCUCGAUCUGAGGCAACAUGGCUGUCCGUUUUUGGAGUAUACCUUGAACGGUUCGAAUUCAGCCCGCCAAAGCCUAUGAAGCAGAUAUUAGCCACCCUUACGAAUAUUCUGGCCACGCAUCCUGACCCAGCCAUCACAAGCUCUAUUCGCUCUUACUUGACGAAGUCUGUGGUCCAAACUAUCAUACUCGCCGAACCCCUGACGAGGCUCAAGGCAUCGGUCGUCUCGCUUCAUUUCCUUAUUCGCAAGGAUGCAUUUCCAGCUGUAGACCUAAUGUCUCGGUUACAGGACUGGCUGCGACUUAACUUGAACAGCUGGAUACCAGUUGUAGGAGCGCAUUGUACCAAUAUUGGUCUGGAUAUAUCCGCUACUUUUGCUGGAAGUGACACGGAUAGAGCUUCAAUUCAUGGGGACGAGCUGGGGAUGAUAACCGCACAGGUUUUCUGCCUAGUCCUCUUGUUACAUUUGCAAAACCCGAAUGUAGUGACCUCGUCGGGCGCCCUUCUCGCUCAGAUAUGCUUUAAACUGAAAAGGGAGUUUGAAGAUGGCCGGUUCCAGUAUUCAACGCCAGACAAGCAUGUUCCGUUCUGGACAGCUCCUUUGAAAUACUUGUCGUUGCAAAACUUAGAUAAUCUCGAUGCAACGAUAAGUCUUGCUUUUCAUUUAUUAUUCAAGGGUCGACCAGCAGAGUUUCAGUCGUUCCUAGAUGUCUUGCCCCUCCAAGACCUUCUGUCUGAGCACUAUAAUGAUACAUGCACCCCUGAGUUUGACCUACUCAUUGCUGUCCUUGAAACAGGGAAGGAGUUGGGACUCGUGCACGAAGAUCAAGCUCCAACUACCUCAUCUACCGACAAACCCUUGGUCCUUGAAAGCCGAAAGUUAGGCCCCCUAUUAAUUCACUCGAAUGCCAAAAUUCGAAUACCGGUGCUCUCCCUGUUAAUAUCUGCGCCAUCCACUACAAAACCAUUUUCUCCCGAUGCCUUACUUCUCUUCAAAGAAACGUUUCCUUUUAUUCAUGCUGAGGCAGAUGCCCAUGUCCGUAGCGAGCUUGUGAGCUUGAUACGGAAACUCACUGUUAGGCUCAGGGGCGGUGCCUCCCCACGCCAAUCAGCAACAACUGGAGUAAAUGCUACUGAUAAAUCUUCUCAAUAUCAUGAUGCCAAAGCAUUUGUAUCUUGGUAUAUAGACUUCCUUGAGUCAGAACUCAGGCCGAGUGCUUCGUACCAGACGCACAUCCUCGCGUUAAAGGCACUGGCCACUGUUAUCCAGUCCGGACUUGACCCAAGGAUUGACCAAGCUAAUCUGUCAAAAAUUGGAAACGACCAGAGGAAUUGGCCCUUUUCGAUUGACAUAUUUACUUCUAGUCUUUUCAGAGCACUGGGGGAUCUACUAAUCAACCCCUAUGAAGAAAUCCGGAUGACUUCGCUGUCAAUCCUUGGACUAUUCCCCAGGGCAUCCAUCAGGCCCCAACCACAGGCUGACUCUGAAACAGAUAUGAAUAAUGCCACCGUUCGCCAUCCAUACCGUCAACUCCUAGAAGCUUUGUCGAGAGUUGAGGAUAUGGCUGGCCGAACAAGCAGAGCCGAUCAUGCCGAUGGCCUUGCCCGCAUUUAUCAUCUCCUAUUUGACCUCGCCGCGGAUGGGCGGAGCUGUGAUAAAAAAAUGAGCAGUUACCAUUAUAAGUAUGGUAUAGUGGACUUGCUUCUUUCUAAGCUUGAAAAGGUCACUUCCCUAUCGGACAUAGUAGCUUUGCGCAAUACCCCUAUUCAUGGCCAUCUUUCCGCACUAAGAUACAUAACGGCAACCCCUAAUUUCUAUUCCCUUAUCUCAUCUGAAAAUGAUUCUAGACCUGCUUGGAAAGAUGCCCUAGAACGUAUCCUGCUCCUCUGUGAAGCAAUGUGGUCCGAUGUUCAAGCGGUUUUGUGUGUGGACUCGCCGGAGAGGGAACAUGGAAACUCUGCAGAUGACCUGUUAGGUCCAAAAGAUAUCCUGUCAUGCUGUUGGCGUGCUCUACGCGAAUCCAGUUUACUACUAAAUGCUAUAUUGUCCAAUAUAUCCUUUGCGCCCUCUGGAUACGAGGAGGGACUAAGUUAUGAGGAAUUUUCCAGAGUCGGCAACCUCACCUUCUCUCAACUUGCGGAACUACGCCAUCGUGGGGCGUUCAGCGCGGUAUCCCAAACCUACGCCUCUUGCUGUCAAAGAUGUAGCCUGUCGAAGUGCAAGGAUAUCGCCGGUCUCCCUGAGACUUGGUUCAAGGAAAUCCUGAAUACAAUUCACGGCCAAUCAUCGAAGCUUACCCGUCGGUCAGCAGGACUACCUGCAUUAGCCCUCGGUGUAGCUUCAUCUGCAAAACUUCCUUUCUUUCAUGAGAUCAUGGAAAAUCUUCAAGGCAUUGCGAAAGUCACGCCUACAUCUAAGUCGGAGCAGUCGGACAUGAGACUCCCGCAGGUACAUGCUAUGAAUUGUUUAAAAGACAUAUUCACUGCGACGAACCUCGCCAAUGUCACGGAGGGAUACUUGAUGCCAGCAUUAAGUAUCUCAGCUGAGUGCCUCGGCUCUGAAAUAUGGGCAAUUCGUAAUUGUGGCCUAAUGCUAUUUCGAUCGUUGGUUCAGCGAAUGUGUCGCCGCACCAAUGGAGUGAGCCAUGGAUUUGGCCUAUCCACCGACCCUGAGCCAAAGCAACUCAUCCCUUUCCAAAGAUUCCCUGGGUUAAUCCCGCUACUUGCUGGCCUUCUCGAAAAGGGAGCUCCAAAUGCAGUUGCGCCUACAUCAGAUCGAUCCUUGUCGUGGGAAUUAUCAAUUAUCACUGAACGUGUUUUCCCGGCUUUAGAACUUAUUGGAAAUAAGUUCCCUUCUCCUUCCUCUAGCGAGGACCAACGCAUUCUUGAAUUAAUUGCAUGGCAGUUUGAAAGCCCUGCAUGGGGAGUUCGUGACCAUGCCGCAAGAACAUAUGCCACCCUCAUCGAGAGGGACGAUAUUCUCUCAGCCGCUCUUGAGCUGUCUAUGGUCGACUCACCCAUGUUGGACCAAAAUAUAUUUAUCAACUUCGAACGACAUGUGUCAUCGCCCUUAACCCUCAGAGAACUGGUUGAGAUACUUAACUAUCUCCUACAAUGUGGGAUCGCAAAGGGGGUUGAAGGUCAGAUAGCCUGGACGCAUUUGUUACGGUCACCUGCUAAUCCUUUUUUUGUGCCAGAUCCCGUUAUUGACCACUUCGAUGCAAUUUCUCGAGUUCUUAAUCUCGAUAGGAUUUUCGAUAACGUCACUUCCAACUCAGACCCUAACUCAUCAACCGCUAGAUCAUCUUCCCUUCUAUUGGAAAGUAUUACUUUUAGCUAUCUGACGAUGGGAGUUCUCCUUGGCUCAUCCUUGGAAGAGCUAGCUGAAUUCAUCCGGACGGUUUCGGAUGUCGAUGUCGACGUUAUUCCGUCCGGUUUGAAGCGUUUCCAUCAAGUAUUUGUUGGCCAUUCAUACUCCCGUCGCGAUCGAUUAAAUCUGUAUUGCAGCAUUAUUACCGAGGCUCCUUCCAAGCAAGCGAAACUAGUCGCGAUCUCCAGCCUUUCGACAGAGCUUGAAGAAAUCCAGGAAUCAACGGACAAGUAUCCUCGAUCUCUAGACGAAUUUGGUUUUUUGCAACCAUGGCUUCCUUCCUUCAACGUUUUAGAAGAAGAGGAAGAGCCUCUCUGGGAUCGUGAAAUGGUUGAUGCUUCCGUUCGUCUCCAAGGGUGCCUGAUCUCACUAAACAUUAGAUGUACUCCCAAAAUUCUGGACUCAGACUCAACAUUUGCGGCGAGUUUCAAGAGGCUGAUCCGACAGCUAUCAUUUUCUAUGCGCGAUGAAACAUUCCCUGCAACCCCAAUCCUCGUCGAUGUUCUUUUUGUGCUAUACGACAUGCUCAAUGAUGACGACGUUGAACUCAGAGAGGAGGCUACCCUCAUCGCCGCCCAAGUCCUAGCGGAUCAAUCGAUGGUUUUCAGGUUACCUGCUGCUGCUGCCGCAGGUAUCACGGACAUUCUUGCGAAUCACUUCCAUGGUUCGGUUCAAUCGUUCGAGGAAGGUCUUAAACGCUUUCUUGGACCUUCUAGCAGAAAACAUUUAUUUGUUUCCGCUGCUGAAACGCUAAACAAAGCCAUCAAAGAAUCCGCCGUAUUGUUUGCGGAAGAGAAACAAAACCUCUAUAUUGAUGAUGUUAGAGAGAUCAAGAUAUGGGCUGAACACCUCAUUCAGCUCAACAAUGAGGCUAUAGAUAUUUGUCUUUACAACCAGUUCAACUUAUGGGUUAUGGAUGGGCUGGAUGCCCUGUAUGAGAUAGCGACAACACAGCCCAAGGACUCACUCCUGGGCUGGACAUCAAAUGUAGAUGUCUUUGUGACUGGGCUUCGCAUACUCUAUGGCGCAAAAGUGCUUUUACUCACACACAGAGACAUCUCGACUGGUGUCAAUCUUAUAGCACUCCGUGAAAAGCUGCAAUGUCUUCUAGCCAGCACAACAAAUUCAGAAUUAAACCCUCCUUGGGUCUCUCUUCUAGAGAGCCUGAAUAGCUGA